Messenger RNA from Salvia miltiorrhiza (redroot sage), 1289 nucleotides. RefSeq names its product probable carboxylesterase 12. Bases 145 to 1059 code for a protein of 304 amino acids. NCBI's taxonomy places the organism in Eukaryota, Viridiplantae, Streptophyta, Magnoliopsida, Lamiales, Lamiaceae. The record is from RefSeq and is a predicted model, not a curated record. The transcript has a single exon. Gene Ontology annotation, molecular function: hydrolase activity.
CACAAUUAAGAAUAAUAGUCGACUUGGAUUACAAUUUAGAAAUCGAAUGAUAUCUCUAUAAAUUAGUGCCUCUACUCUCUUAACUAACCACAACAGCUUCCAAAUAUCUCAGCCUUUCUCUCCUUGAAAACAACUUUGUUUCAAAUGGCAUCAUCAUCCAGAGAAAUCGCCGUCGACAUGUCGCCGUUUUUCCGCUUAUUCACCGACGGCACCAUUGACAGGCUUCCUCCGCCAUUCAAAGUCCCUACCUCCGACCGCCCGGGCGCCACCGUCCGCUCCAGAGACGUCGAAAUCGACCGCGAGACCGGCCUCUCCGUCCGCAUCUUCGCGCCGGGCCACCCCGCUCCGCCACAGAAACUCCCCCUCGUCGUGUACAUCCACGGCGGCGCUUUCUGCAUGGGAUCGGCCUCCGCCGCCGCCUUUCAUACCUUCAUCUCCACUGUGGUCGAGAAAGGCCACGUCAUCGCAGUCUCCGUCAACUACAGACUGGCUCCCGAGAACCCCCUCCCUAUCCCAUUCGACGACUCGUGGACCGCCUUCCAGUGGAUCGCGGCCCAUGCCGGCGGCAUCGGCGCCGAUUCGUGGCUCAACAAAUAUGCCGACUUCCGUCGAGUUUUCAUCGGCGGGGAGAGCGCGGGGGCCACCAUAGCGAACGACGUGGCGAUUCGCGCCGGGGUCAGCGGGCGAUUCGACGGCGUCGAGAUUUUGGGGCUUUUCUUUGUGCAUCCUUUCUUCGGCAAUAAGGAAGAGGACAAGCUGUACCAAACGCUGUGCCCUACCAGCAGCGGUCGCGACGACGAUCCGCGGCUGAAUCCGGCGGUGGAUCCGCGGAUCGGGAAAAUGGCUGGGCGGCGCGUGAUAUUCUUCGUGGCGGAGAAGGAUUUCUUCAGGGAUGGGGGGAGGAACUACUACGAGGGAUUGAAGAGGAGCGCGUGGACUGGAGAGGUGGAGAUUAUGGAGUCGGAAGGAGAGGGGCAUUGCUUCCAUUUGUUCAAUCCAUGUACCGAUAAAGCAGCCGCCAUAACCGAUCGAUUGGUUGCUUUCUUGAACACUGCUUAAGCUCUAUAUUUCGUCACUCUCCUUUUCUUUUUUCUUUUUUUUUGUUCUAUAUCAUUUAGACUCGAUCCGUACGUUUGAGAUUUAGCAUCGUUUUGCCAUUUUGUUUAGGACUCGUUUGGCUAUGACAAUAUCAUCGUGUUUUCUUGGUUUCAUUCUUGUUUCAUUUUUAAUCUCAUCUUCUCGUAUGCACUUUUUCUCAAUACUUUUGUGAUACUAUUUGAUUGAGAUUA